AUAUUAUUACAAUGCCCCAUUGCUUAGUAUCAAAAGCACUUCGAGCUAUAGCGACGAAGAAACGAGAGUUCAUGAAAUUACGGAAGUCUCUAUUACAUCAACAGGACUCGUUCUUGGAGCACCUGGCUGCGUUGAAGGAGCUUGAAUCUCGAGCUGGAGUUGCCGACGAGACUUUGACUGACAUCAGAAUAGUUUCGAUACCAGGGUGGCCGGCUCACGAUCUUUUGUUGCUGUUGCGAUGUGAUGGUGAAAGUCCACUCAAAUCGAGUGGUUGUUUAGGAGCACAAGUAAUGCAGCAGUUACAAGCCCAACUUGGGCCUAUACCCGAACAAGUGUUGAGUAUGGGAGCUGAGAUCAUGGCUCGACGGAUUGAAUUGCUUAACAUUCUGCGCUGCAAACAUCGUUGUGAUCGUGCCACGUACCAUACAAAUUUAGAAUGGAAAAGCAAAAACAGCGACUAUGAUAACGAAACAGAGCAACUGCAUAGACUUGUUGCUGGUACUGCAGAAAAUUUGAAAGAGAAGAUUGCAUAUUCCAUGGAUUUAGUAAAGGUGCCUUGGUUGGAUAGAGAAAACUUUGUGAAAAAAAUCGAGCGCCUACAAAAAGAUAAUAGCUUGCUUCAUAUGAAAAUCGAGGAAUUCACGAAAAAGGAAAACCAAGCCGAUGGUGAAAAGCCUGAAGAUAAUGUAGACAGUGCGGAAAAAUACAAGGCGGUAUGUGAUGAAUUGGCCAAGGAACAAGCGGCACGAGAGGCCUUAAAGGACGUCGUCACAGCUGCCGAAAGUAUGCUGCGAGUGGCGAGGGCCCGGGUCGCGACUCUGGAGAAGCAGCUGAAGGAUACGCGGGCGGAGCUGGAGAUUGCUCGUAAGAAGCACAAAGACCUGGAACAACUUUAUCGUCACCGAGAAACUAGCUAUGAUGCUAGGUCGAGAAAGCUUAUAGAGGUUUCGAAGACUGGAGAAAUGACUAUUGACGCUUUGUCACGACAACGAGAUGCUUUGGAACUGAGGGUGAAAGAGUUGAGAGAAGAAGCCGAAACCGCAGAGAAAGAGGCUGCUCUACGAGAACAGGAUCAAAAGGCGCGCAACGAGAUGCUGCAGGCGAAGGAAAAAGGAAGAAAGAUCGCGCAAUCAAAUGUGACAGAAUUAGAGGCUCGGAUAAAGGAAUUGGAAGAACAAUUACGAUCGAUUCGUGAACGAUCAAUGCGUCUUGUUGAUUUGGAACGCAAACGUGUUUUGGAAUACAUACCAUCGAAAGAAACUGAACCGUCUGAUAAUGAAACGGAGAUUUGGAAGGAGCUUCAGGUGACACGUGUAGCUUUAUCAAGAGCCGAAGAUGACCUUCGUCAAGCCCGAGCUGACAAGGAGAGCUUUUUGAAUUCACUAUCAAAGAUUGCGCAAGAAGAAGGAGCGAAUAAAGAUGAUAAAUUGGCAACUGAAUUAUUAAGUAGAGAACAGAAGAUAUUGGCGCUCCAGCGAGUGAUCGAAACCCAUUUAGAAAACGAAAAAAUUAUGGAACAAAGUAUGACUGAAUAUGAAAAUCAGCUUGCUGCAAUGCGUUUGGAGAUAAAAAAACUGCGAAACUAUGAUUGUUAUUCCAAAGAUAUAACUUACCAAGAUUUACAAACAGAGUUACUAGACAUGCAGAUACAAGUGGAAACGUUAAAACGAGAGAGAUCCGCCCUGGUAUCAGCCGCGGCGUCUCGCGCCCUCAUGCUGGAGAGGCAUGAGCGAGCUGCCGACCUCUUUGCGAAAAUGACGCGGGCUCGGAGGGACUUACAAGCUAUCCUAGAAGGCCGCCCUGAUCCACCUGAAUCUGAUGCCUCUAUAUUCCCUGAGGUAUCGCGAUCGUUGACAUCUAUGUCUUCGUACGCGGCGGAUACGUGGUCAGCCUUACGAGCCGAGCGUGCCAGAGUUAUUCAUUUGGAGAGCGCAGUUUUGGCGCAAAGUUUGCAGCUCGAGAGGGAAGGCCGAGUGAGAACGCAACUAGAACGACGAAGAGCGAUACUUGAGCGUGAAAUAUUGAGGACCCAUCACAGUACAGGUUCCUCGCAACCACACAGUGUGUUUAAUAGUAAAAAUUCCAGCCAGUUUUAGGAUCUGUGACAAAAAUGUUUGUGAAAAUAAAUUAUAUUAAAAC
Messenger RNA from Pieris rapae (cabbage white), 2139 nucleotides. RefSeq names its product myosin-11-like. The transcript is spliced from 15 exons. Lineage: Eukaryota; Metazoa; Arthropoda; Insecta; Lepidoptera; Pieridae. The coding region runs from base 12 to 2096 and encodes 694 amino acids. The record is from RefSeq and is a predicted model, not a curated record.